Anopheles funestus (African malaria mosquito) is the source of this 1996-nucleotide messenger RNA. Its product is annotated as brahma-associated protein of 60 kDa-like. Gene Ontology annotation, biological process: regulation of transcription by RNA polymerase II. Bases 306 to 1814 code for a protein of 502 amino acids. The transcript is spliced from 3 exons. Lineage: Eukaryota; Metazoa; Arthropoda; Insecta; Diptera; Culicidae. The record is from RefSeq and is a predicted model, not a curated record. Gene Ontology annotation, cellular component: nucleus; SWI/SNF complex.
CGUAUUUUGAUCAACGUGUGGAAGUAUCUUGUUCUAUCCAGAUUUUUUUUUAUAUUACGCUUAAUUUUAUUUUAUUUUUACCGCACAAUUUUGAAUUUAAAAGUGACAACAUCAUAUCCGUUCCAGCAAUCGGAUCACCCGUUCUCGUCUUACAUCCGGCCAUCACUACUGCUUCGGCUGUCAGAAAUGUCAAAAUUGUCAAAAGUAUUUGAUGUCGCUUCGGCUUGGCUUUAUUUUUUGUGUGAAGAAAACUUUCAUCAACUAUACAAUUCAUUUGAUCAAUCUUCUGCUCGAAGCAAUUCACAAUGUCGCAACGGUUUCCUGCGACUAACGUGAACACUGGUCCGGGUUCACAGCGUUAUCCGGCAUCCCCGGGCCAAAACAAUCAGCCACCCGUGAUGCGACCGUACGGACCAGGAAAUAAUUUUUCGCCUCGAGCAUAUACGCCACCGCCACCGAUGGGAGGAGGCGGAGGACCGGCUCAAAAUCAGCAUCAACGCCCGAUGCAACCCGGUUUCCAGGGUGGUAGCAUGCGGGGUUCGCCAAUGUCUAGUUCUUCCGGAGGCAAACGUAGUUCCGAAAGUCGGGCCGCGAUGAAUCAAGCUCAGCAAAAGAAUGAUUACUCGGUGAAAAAGAAGAAAAAGCUUGCUGAUAAAAUUUUACCACAAAAGGUGCGAGAUCUCGUUCCCGAAUCACAGGCCUACAUGGAUUUACUGGCCUUUGAGCGCAAACUAGAUGCCACCAUUAUGCGCAAACGUUUGGACAUACAGGAAGCAUUGAAGCGUCCUAUGAAGCAGAAGCGUAAGCUGCGUAUCUUCAUCUCGAACACGUUCUAUCCCAGCAAGGACGGAAGUGACGGCGAUGCAAAUCCGGACGGUUCCGUAGCGUCAUGGGAGCUGCGUGUUGAAGGUCGCUUGUUGGAGGACAACAAAUCCGAUCCGACCAAGAUAAAGCGUAAAUUUUCCAGCUUUUUCAAAUCGCUCGUCAUAGAGCUCGAUAAGGACCUAUACGGCCCAGACAAUCAUUUGGUCGAGUGGCACCGUACCCACUCCACACAGGAAACGGACGGAUUUCAGGUGAAACGUCCGGGUGAUCGGAAUGUUCGCUGCACCAUUUUGCUGCUGCUCGAUUAUCAACCGCUGCAGUUUAAGCUUGAUCCACGCCUCGCCCGUCUGCUCGGUGUGCAUACACAAACGCGCCCGGUCAUUAUUUCCGCAUUGUGGCAGUACAUAAAAACGCACAAGCUACAGGACGCACACGAGCGAGAGUACAUAGCGUGUGACAAAUAUUUGGAACAAAUUUUCGGCUGUCCACGCAUGAAGUUUGCUGAGAUUCCGCAACGGCUUAACCCAUUGCUGCACCCACCGGAUCCAAUCGUGAUCAACCACGUAAUCACGGUUGAGGGUGGGCUAGAAAAUAAACAAACGGCCUGCUACGAUAUCGACGUGGAGGUGGACGACACGCUCAAGAAUCAGAUGAAUACGUUCCUGCUUAGCACAGCUAGCCAGCAGGAAAUACAAACGCUGGACGGUAAAAUUCACGACACGGUCGAAACGAUCAAUCAGUUAAAAACGAAUCGCGAGUUCUUCCUAAGCUUCGCCAAGGAUCCACAAACGUUCAUACAGAAAUGGAUCGUUUCACAAACGCGCGACCUGAAGGCAAUGACUGACAUCGUCGGUAAUCCGGAGGAAGAACGGCGGGCCGAAUUCUAUCACCAGCCGUGGACACAGGAGGCGGUUUCGAGAUACUUCUUCACUAAGGUGAACCAAAAACGAGCCGAACUUGAACAAGCGCUUGGCAUUCGAAAUUCAUAACGCGGUCCGGUUUAAUGCAUUCGAUUUCCAAGUUUUGUAUUGUCCCUAUAUUCAAUUUUAUUAUACUAAGCCUCUUACAGACAUCCCGAUUCUGGAGGUGUUUCAUCUAUCUGCAAUCAGUUUGACGCUAUUUUUACGAACUGCUCUCGUAAUUUAAUGAAAAUAAAUACUCUAGGCCGAUA